Dujonia railenensis is the source of this 735-nucleotide messenger RNA. The record is from the annotation of a GenBank genome assembly. NCBI's taxonomy places the organism in Eukaryota, Fungi, Ascomycota, Pichiomycetes, Serinales, Debaryomycetaceae.
AUGGAUCCACUUGAAGAACAAUCGCAAGAAAUUGAAGUAUUACAGUCUAUCUAUCCCGAUGAAUUAAACUUAAUCUCUCCAACGCAUUUCACUAUAACAAUUACCCUCGACACAACAUCUGAUAGGAAGCAUUAUUUAUUGCUUGAUGUAAAAUACCCUGAAAGUUAUCCUGAAGUGGUACCGCAGUUGGAUGUAGAAGUCGCAGAUGGACCAUUACCUGCAGGAUACGAUGAAGACGAUGAAGACACUGAUGAAGAAGAUGAUUAUGACUAUGAAGAUAAUGAUGGCGACGACGGAGAACCUAAAGUGAUACACCUUGCAGAAACUAUAGAGUUCGAGAGGAAUGAUGUGAAAGCUUUACUAAGUAAAUUGAAUGAAGAGGCAGAGAUGAACCUUGGCAUGCCAUCAGUGUUCGCCUUGGUAUCUCAAUUAAAGGAUGAAGCCGAAGCCUACUUCCAAAAUAAGGUUGAUGCUGCCCAAAGAAAAUAUGAUAAGGAAUUGCUUGCUCAGGAAAUGGAAGAGCAGAAAAAAUUUAAUGGUACCAAAGUAACUAAAGAACUGUUUUUGGAAUGGCGAGCAAAGUUUAGAGAGGAAAUGAAAUUCGCUGAAAAGGAUAAAGAACGAUUCGAUGCAAUGCACCAUGGGAAAAUGUCUGGAAAGGAGAUAUUCGAAAAGGGAUUGGCUGGAGAUGAAGAUGAUGAAUUGGUUGAAGGUAUUAAGAGUGUGCUGGUUUAA